Ichthyophthirius multifiliis is the source of this 760-nucleotide messenger RNA. RefSeq names its product leucine rich repeat protein. The transcript has 2 exons. Lineage: Eukaryota; Ciliophora; Oligohymenophorea; Hymenostomatida. Gene Ontology annotation, molecular function: histone binding. The record is from RefSeq and is a predicted model, not a curated record. Gene Ontology annotation, cellular component: nucleus.
AAAAAAAAAAAAAGUAAACUAAAAAAUGUCAAAAGCAUUAUUUUAAACAAUUGAACAACAAGUAAAAGGUUUAAAAACCCAAGAAGUAGUCGAAUUAAAUUUAGACGGCUAAAAAAUAACAAAAAUACCUGACUAAUUGAAACAAAAACUCGAAUAAUUCAAGAAUUUAUCAAUAUUAUCAUUAAAUGAAUGUGAUUUACAAACCUUAGAAAAUUUCCCUAAUCUACCUAAACUAAUGACUUUAGAAUUAAUAAACAACAAUUUAUAACUUUCUCACUUAAAGUAUUUACAAAAUGCAUAAAAUCUAUAAGCUCUUUUACUUGGAAAUGUCUAAAUUAAUAAUUUAAGCGAGUUAGAUGCACUUAAGACAUUUCCUAAUCUUAAUUAACUAGAUUUGAUCGAAAAUCCUGUAUGUUAAGACGCCAAAUAUCGAGAAACAGUUUUCUCCUUAUUACCAAAUUUAGAAAUUCUUGAUAAUUAAGAUAAAGACGGAAAUGAAAUUUUAAAUGAUGAUGAAGAUGAUUAUGAAGAUGAGGAUGAAGAUGAUAGUGAUGUUAAUUAAGGAUUAAACUAAUUAAAUCAAGAUGAAGAUGAUGAUGAUGAUGACGAUGAUGACGAUGAAGAUGAUGAUGAUGAUGAGGAUGAAGAGGAUGAUUAAGGAGAUGAUGAUGAUGAAGAUGAUGAUGAAGAUGAAGAAGUUCAAGAAGAUGAAGAAAACAACGGGUAAUCAGCACAAAAUAAAAAGGCUAAAAAUAACUGA